AUGGCGCUUCCGUCAAGGAAUCGCGAAACCGUUGUGCUCGCCUGCGGUGGCAAAGUUGUGGUCACCAUUGAUAUGCGUGAAUCCUGUCUCCUCCUCUAUCCCCUUCCUGAAUGGGAAGUUGUGCAGCGCAAGCUUGAAGAUCUUUCCAAUAUCAAUCCGCAAGCGCGCUUACUGCAGCGUUUACUGAUUGGUCAUGCAACAGAUCUGGAACUUGAUGCCAAUGGCCGGAUAUUGCUGCCUGCCAUGUUGCGCGAUUAUGCGGGCUUAAGCAAAAAGUUAGUACUGGUUGGCCAGGGUAAUAAGAUCGAAAUCUGGUCUGAAGACCAAUGGAAGGAAAGUAUGCAGGGCUGGCUGGCCGAAGAUAGCGGACAUAGCCGUGCGCUGUUAGCGCGCUUACCCAGUGAUGCACGCCUGUUAGUGAUUGACCGGGAUCCCGACGCCGUUGCGGUUGCUGAACAGCUUGAGCGGGAAGACUCGCGCGUGUCGGUUUGCCAUACCCGGUUCUCAGAGCUCACUGCCGCGCUGGAGCAGGAAGGUUUUACCUCAGUGCAAGGCAUAUUGAUGGAUCUGGGCGUGUCCUCGCCACAGCUCGAUGAAGGCGCCCGGGGAUUUAGCUUCCGUCACGAUGGACCGCUGGAUAUGCGCAUGGAUUCGAGCACCGGCGACACUGCGGCGCAGUGGCUCAACCAGGCCGAAGAACGCGAAAUUGUUACGGUACUGAGAAAUUACGGAGAAGAGCGGUUUGCCGGUCGAAUUGCACGGGCGAUCAUCAAGGCCCGUCCGCUGACAACCACCCAGGCGCUGGCUGACACCGUUGCCCAGGCUGUGCCUCAGCGAGGCCCGGUGAAGAAACAUCCCGCUACCCAGACAUUCCAGGCUGUGCGUAUUCAUGUUAACCAGGAGUUUGCUGAGCUGGAGGCCGGAUUGACGGCGGCCUUUGCGUUGCUGGCUGAAGGCGGUCGUCUUGCGGUGAUCAGUUUUCAUUCUCUUGAGGAUCGUGUGGUUAAGCACACCUUCAGAACCUGGACGCGACCGCCAGUCAUGCCGCGGCGAGUGCCUUUGCGUCACGCGCAGAUGACCACCGCAGCGACAGAUAUUGCAGGUCCGGUGCGUGCUGGGGCGCUUGAAUUGAAAAACAAUCCACGCGCGCGCAGUGCCACCCUGCGGGUCAUUGAAAAGAAGGUGCAGCGGGAGCAGGACAGACUGCUGGAAGAGCAUAGCCGGCUGAUGUUGGAACGCGGCACCCUUGGCAGCAUGCAGAACAUUGAAGUUGAGCAGGGUGACGCCCGUUCUAUUCGAACAGAAGUCAUCCCAGCUAUGCGCGGUGUGAUCUACGAUCGGCAAGGUGAGCCGCUUGCGGUGAGUACCCCGGUUUUUGCCGUGUGGACUGAUCCCAGUAAAGCGCAGUUAGGCAGUGAUGCGCUGGCGCAGCUCGCAGGUCUGAUCGAUGUGCCCGCAAAGCGCCUGACAGAACGUAUGCAGACCCAUCGUGACAAAGAGUUUGUCUAUCUGAAGCGGCGGGUUUCCUGGGCAGUUGCGGAGCAGGUCCGCAAAGCACGCCUCAGCCAUGUUUAUCUGCAGCCGGAAUACAGGCGUUAUUAUCCUGCCGCAGAAACCACCGCGCACAUUGUUGGCGUCACCAAUAUUGAUGACGAAGGCAUAGAAGGCAGCGAAUAUGCCUUUCAAGAGGUGCUCAAAGGUGAACACGGCAGCAAGGUGGUCCUGCGAGAUCGUCAGGGCACCAACAUCAGAGAUCUGUCUUAUAACGGUGCGCCGGAAUAUGGCCAGGACCUGAAUUUAAGUAUCGAUCUGCGCCUGCAGUUUCUGGCCUACAGGGAGCUGAAGUCUGCGGUUACCAGUCACCAGGCUAAAUCCGGUUCACUGGUGAUGCUGGAUGUAGCCAGCGGUGAGAUUCUUGCCAUUGUGAAUCAGCCUUCGUACAACCCAAACGAUAUUCGUGAGCAGCUUUCGGGCAUGCGCAACCGCGCGAUUACAGACGCCUACGAACCCGGCUCGACCAUGAAGCCCUUUACGGCGUUGGCCGCAUUGGAAACAGGUCGCUAUAGUGGUCGUACCGAGAUUGAAACAGCGCCAGGUUUUUUCCACAUUGGUAAAAAGCUGGUACAGGACCCGGUUAAUCGCGGCUUGAUAACCCUGGCGGAGUCACUGCAGAAAUCCAGUCAGGUGGCCUUUGCAAAAAUUGCCUUGGAUCUGGAAGAGCAGGCCGUUUUUGAUGUUAUCCGUCGAGCCGGGGUAGGUGAUUUUCUGGGUACUGGCUUGCCUGGUGAAACCAUGGGAUAUCUGGCCAGCGCGCAACUGCGUUAUCCGGUGGUUCGGGCCAGUCUGGCGUAUGGUUAUGGCUUGUCCGUCACGCCUCUGCAGCUGGCGCAUGCCUAUCUUACGCUUGCGACUCUUGGCGAAAAGCUACCUCUUUCAGUUAUCGCACGGUCCGAUCGGAGCAGGCGCUUGAUGCGCGAACGUGUCUUUGACCGUCGUAUUGCAAGCGAAGUACUGGCGAUGAUGGAAGGCGUUACAACUGAAGGCGGUACGGCGACCACAGCGGCGGUUAGUGGCUAUCGCGUGGCCGGCAAAACCGGCACGGCCAGGAUCGUGGGCCCUCAGGGCUAUAACGAUGAGCGGCACGUGGCUUGGUUUGCAGGUGUUGUGCCUGUCAGUGAUCCCAAGCUGGUAAUGGUAGUUGUGGUCAAUGAGCCUAAAGCCGGAGUCUCCGGAGGCGGUGCGGUAGCUGCGCCGGUGUUCGCGCGCGGCCGGGUGAAUUUACGAGCCUUGCUUGAUGACGAGUCUGUACCUGCCCUUGAGCUUACCGGGCUGGCUGAGCACAGCCAACAGGUACAACCUGGAUUUGGCUAUAUUGCCGUGGCAGCCAACGAUGAUGAUCUGCUUCGACAUUGCCGUGAUGCCCUUGCCCGCGGCGCGCAGGCCCUGCUGAUAGAUUCCGCUGCAGCGAGUCAGGCCAAGCUCAGUCGGGCUGCACCAGAUUCGUGUGUUUGCGAGGUUGUUGAUCUGGCCAAACGGCGCGGUGAACUGGCUGCCCGGUUUUAUCGUCACCCCAGUGCACAUAUGACCUGUAUCGGUGUCACCGGUACCAAUGGGAAAACUUCUGUUGCCUACCACAUUGCUGAUCUGGCAAAGCGGUUGGGCCAUCCGAUGGGUUACAGCGGCACCUUGGGGUGGGGGGCUUUAGAUCACCUGGUUGAUGAAGGUAUGACUACGGGUAACGCGGUUGCCUUGCAGCGUCAGUUGGCAGAUAUGCUUGGCGCGGGGCUCGAAGGUGUGUCUAUGGAGGUCAGCUCCCACGCAUUGCAUCAGAAUCGGGCGUCAGAGAUUGAAUUUGAUGUCGCUUUGUUUACCAACCUGAGUCGUGACCAUCUGGAUUACCACGGCACCAUGGACGCGUAUGGUGAGGCUAAGGCCAAGCUGUUUACCCAGUGGCCGUUGCGCGCCGCGAUCAUCAACGUCGACGAUGAAUUUGGUGAUGCGCUUGCGCAGCGCUGUUCGUGCCCGGUGGUACGAGUAGGUCAAACGGGUGAUUGGCGCUGGCGAUAUCGGCGCCAUGCCAACGGCUUGCUGGUGAGCUGGCAGACACCUGAUGGUGAAUGUGAAGCGGUAUUGCCUGUACUUGCAGACUUUGCUGUGGCUAACGUCACCCUGGCUAUGGCUGCGCUUGUGACCCUGGGUUAUCCACUCUCCAGAAUUGUCGACGCGCUUGCUGAUAUGGCCGGUGUUCCGGGUCGGAUGGAAGUUGUUGCGGGACGGGACGACCAGCCUACUGUGGUUGUUGACUAUGCGCACACGCCAGAUGCGUUGAUUAAAGUUUUACGCGCCCUGAGACAAACCUGUCAGGCGCAAUUGUAUUGUGUUGUUGGCUGUGGUGGUGACCGCGAUAGCGGUAAGCGUUCGAUGAUGGGCGCGGCUGCUGCGGAUGCCGCUGAUCACAGCUGGUUCACCGCUGACAAUCCGCGGAGUGAAGCCGCUCAGCAGAUUAUUGCGGAUAUGAUGGCGGGCGUGUCUGCGGACAGGCGCGAUACGAUUAUCUCUGAACCCGAUCGGCGCCGUGCGAUAUAUGCAGCUGUUGCAAUGGCAGGGGGCGGCGACACGGUUCUUAUCGCCGGUAAAGGCCACGAGACUGUGCAGGAAAUCGCGGGUACUAAAUACGCUUUUGAUGAUCGGGUUCUGAUGCUGUUGUGGCUGACCGACUAUCUUUCAGAGUUUGUUCGCGCUUUUGCGGUUUUCCAGUAUCUGACGUUCCGCACCAUGGUCAGCGUGAUGACCGCUCUAUUUACAUCAUUGCUGAUUGGCCCCUACGUGAUUGCCAAGCUAGCGGAUCUGCAGAUGGGCCAGACCGUGCGUGAAGACGGACCCCAGUCGCAUCUCAGUAAAGCCGGCACGCCAACCAUGGGGGGUGCGCUGAUUCUGAUUGUUAUUCUUGUAACGACAUUAUUGUGGGGAGAUCUGACGUCCCGUCAUAUCUGGGUGGUGCUCAGCGUGACCGCUGCAUUUGGCAUUAUCGGCUGGGCAGAUGAUUACUUGAAAAUUGCCCGCAAGAACAGUGCGGGUCUGGUCGCGCGUUGGAAAUACUUCUGGCAGUCCUUAGUUGGUUUAUCUGCCGCAGUUUUUCUGUUUACCGCCGCAGAACUUCCCGCUGAGACAGCUUUGAUUGUGCCAUUUUUCAAAGAGGUGGCUAUUCCGCUGGGUACCGGUUUUGUGCUUCUGAGCUAUCUGAUGAUUGUCGGCAUGAGUAAUGCUGUGAAUCUAACAGAUGGUCUUGAUGGUCUGGCUAUAUUGCCUACGGUCAUGGUCGGUGCUGCGCUGGGUCUGAUUGCCUACGUCGCGGGCAACACUGAAUUUUCCGCUUAUCUGCAGAUUCCCUAUAUACCGGGAGCUGGUGAGCUGGCAGUUUUCUGUGGUGCUUUGAUCGGUGCAGGUCUCGGAUUUCUCUGGUUCAACACUUACCCCGCGCAGAUUUUUAUGGGUGACGUAGGUGCGCUUGCGCUGGGUGCUGCACUUGGCGUAGUUGCAAUCAUCGUCAGGCACGAAAUAGUGUUGUUAAUUAUGGGUGGGUUGUUUGUGCUCGAAACGGCCAGCGUCAUUAUCCAGGUUGCGUCUUUCCGACUAACCGGGAAGCGCAUUUUUCGCAUGGCACCCAUUCACCAUCACUUUGAGUUGAAAGGAUGGCCGGAACCCAAGGUUAUUGUCAGGUUCUGGAUUGUCACGUUAGUGCUGGUCACCAUCGGUCUUACCUCACCCUUAAAUAUCGAUCAACUGUCGUCUGUAGCCGUGCUCGGCUACGGGGUGACCGGCGAGUCCGUACCGGUUGAUUGUGCAAUUGUCAGUCCGGGCCUGAAUAUGGACGCCUGUUUGUUACAAAGCGCCCGUGCAGCGGGUGUGCCGCUAUACAGCGAUAUUGACCUGUUUUUCGCUGCUGUAGCGGCGCCGGUAAUUGGUAUCACCGGCACAAAUGGGAAAAGCACGGUGACUUCACUGGUAGGCCACCUGAUAAAUGCUGUUGGUCACUCCUGCGGUGUGGGCGGCAAUCUUGGCGUGGCCGCGCUCGACAUUAUUGAUUCCGAGCAUGAUUGUUAUGUGCUGGAACUUUCCAGUUUUCAACUCGAACGUAGCCUGCUCCACCCAUACGCCGCGUCUUCCGUAUUGAACCUCAGCGAAGAUCAUCUUGAUAAACAUCAAGAUAUGCAGGCAUACGCCGCAAGUAAACAUCGCAUUUAUGCGAAUUCAGGUACCCGUGUGUUCAACCGUGCUGAUCCGCUGACGCUUCCUCACACAGAUGGCCGAACGGUGAGCUUUGGUUUGGAUGAGCCGCCUGGCCCAGAUGACUGGGGUAUCCGACUGUCAGCUGAUGAACGCUUCAUUGCUAGAGGCGAAGAGAUUAUCUGCCCUGUUUCCCAGUUGCCGUUGGCGGGUGAACAUAAUGAGCAGAACGUGCUGGCGGCUUGUGCCCUGACUCAGGGGUGGGUGGACUUAGACAGGCUCACUCAGGCGCUGUCUUCUUUUCAGGGGCUGGCGCAUCGUUUUGAGCAGGUUGCUGAGGUUGGUGGCGUAAAUUUCAUAAACGACUCCAAAGCGACAAAUCUGGGUGCCACCAUGGCUGCGUUGGCAGGCAUGUCUGCCGAUAAACAGGUGGUCCUGAUUGCUGGUGGUGAUGCCAAAGGCGUUGAUCUUGCGCCUCUGUCAGCGUUGUUGGCGUCCAGAGUGCAUCAUCUGGUUGCGCUGGGUCAGGACGGCCCGCAGCUUAUGCAGCUGGCUGAGUCUGUUGGUGUUGCCGCUACUCUGGUUGCGUCGAUGGAAGAGGCGGUAGACGUCUCUCAAAGAGUGGCACGACAGGGCAACACGGUCUUAUUGUCUCCUGCCUGCGCCAGUCUGGAUAUGUUUGUCAGUUAUGCUGAUCGAGGCGAGCAAUUUGUGCGCGCGCCGGAAAUUCGUUUGGCUCCCGUGGUGAUUCCCUGGGUGGCGUUGCUUGUUAUUGGCACGAUUAUGGUAGGUUCAGCCGCUGUCGCCCUGGGCGGCGGACACCUGAGUAAACACAUGGUUUUCCUGGCGGUUGCUGCUGUCAGUUCUGUAGUUGUUUUUGCAGUGCCCCCUUCGAUCUGGAAUAAGCUCUAUCUGUUAGGUUGGGUUGCGUCUGUUGCGAUUGCGGUCCUCGUGCUGGUGCCCGGAAUAGGUACCGAGGUUAACGGUGCUCAGCGUUGGAUAAGGUUGGGUGGCUUCUCUAUUCAAGCAUCAGAGGUCGCGAAAUUCGGCCUGUGUGUAUACAUGGCGGGCUAUCUCAGUCGACAUCAUCAGAAACUCAGCGAAGAUCCGCGUGUAUUAUUUGUACCAUUGCUGAUGGUUGGUGUGGUCUGUGCCUUACUGGUUGUCGAGCCUGACCUGGGUUCAGCGGUAGUGAUUGUUGGCGCCAGUGUUGCUGUGCUGUUUCUGGCUGGCGCCAAGUUGCGUUAUUUUCUGCUGAUUCUGUUGGCCGGUGCUGGACUUCUUGCCUUACUGGUCUGGGACGAACCCUACCGCAUGGAACGUCUCGUUGCGUUUCUUGAUCCCUGGUCGGUAGCUUUUGGCAGUGGUUAUCAAUUGACACAGGCACUUAUUGGUUUUGGGCGCGGUGAACUGUUUGGUCUGGGUUUGGGUGAAGGUGUGCAGAAACUGUACUACCUGCCAGAAGCGCACAACGACUUUAUUUUCAGCGUCGUGGCUGAAGAGCUUGGCGCCGUUGGCGCGAUUCUGCUCGCACUUCUAUUGACGUAUCUGGUGUUCCAGCUGCUUAAAGUCUCGCGUGCAAAUAUAGCCCGGCAGGCCAUAUUUGCCGGCAUGGCAGGCUAUUUUGUGGCCUUUAUUAUCGGCAUUCAGUUUCUUGUGAACCUUGGGGUUAACACGGGUGUGCUGCCGACCAAGGGGUUAACCCUGCCUUUUGUCAGCUAUGGUGGUAACAGUCUGAUUGUCUGUUGCGCGAUGCUGGCGCUGCAAGCAGUUUACCAGGUACCGGAAAUGGGGCGCAUUCGCUGCAUCCAUUUUGUUGGCAUUGGCGGUGCCGGCAUGUGUGGUAUUGCGGAAGUCAUGUUGAAUCAGGGUUACCAGGUAACCGGCUCAGAUGUGAAAGCUUCUGAGAACACCGCACGCCUCGAAAACAAAGGCGCCACCAUACACAUAGGGCACAGCGCGGACUGGGUUGCCGAUGUUGAUGUGGUUGUAGUGUCGAGUGCCAUCGAUGAAGAAAACCCUGAGGUGCAAGCUGCACACCAGGCCCGUACGCCGGUGGUGCCGAGAGCUGAAAUGCUUGGUGAGCUGAUGCGUUAUCGUCAUGGUAUUGCCGUAGCCGGCACACACGGAAAAACCACAACCACGAGUUUGCUGACAGAAAUUUUUCGCUGUGCCGGACUAUCACCCACGUUUGUGAUUGGCGGCCUGCUGAACAGUGCCGGUACUAAUGCAGAGCUCGGUCUGGGUCGAUAUCUUAUUGCAGAAGCGGAUGAGUCAGACGGUUCUUUUCUGCGGUUGCAGCCCAUGUCGGCGGUCAUUACCAAUAUUGAUCGUGAUCAUAUGGCCACUUACGGUAACGACUUUAAUGUGCUCAAAGAGACCUUUGUUGAGUUUGUUCAUCGCUUGCCGUUUUAUGGAGCCGUGGCGGUCUGUGUUGAUGAUGCUGAGGUGGUAGAUAUUCUGCCGCAUCUAUCCAGGCCGGUAUUGACCUAUGGUUUGUCUGCUGAGGCUCAGUUCCGAGCGCAUAAUAUUCAACCCGACGGCAAAACGUGGCAGUUCGAUGUCGAUCGAGGCAGUUUUGGCGGGCCGUUACAGAUCAGUUUGUCGAUCCCUGGAACACAUAACGUUCUCAAUGCGCUGGCGGCGAUAGCGAUCGCAACUGAAGAAGGUAUAGACGACCGCCAUAUCGUUGAGGGGCUGCUUGGAUUUGCUGGUGUCGACAGACGCUUUCAGGUGACGGACAACGUUCAUGUUGGCGACCAGCUUCUGUCGAUGGUUGACGACUAUGGACAUCACCCAACCGAGGUUGCAGCGGUGAUUGCGACCGCGCGUAAGGUCUGGCCGGACGCCACGAUUGCAAUGGUUUACCAACCGCAUCGUUAUUCCCGCACCCGCGAUCUGUUUGAUGAUUUUGUGCGUGUUCUGUCCGAACUCGAUGCGGUCAUGCUGGUCGAGGUUUACGCCGCCGGUGAAGGGCCCAUUGCUGGAGCCGACAGUAAGUCAUUGUGCCAGGCUAUUCGUCAGCGCGGCGGUGUCAGCCCCGUUUAUGCGCAAGACCCCGAGGAAGCUUUGCAGCUGCUCAUGUUUAAUCGCCUGUUGUUUGCUGUGGUUGUGUUAUCCAUUGUUGUGGUGGCUGCUGGUCUCUGGCAUACCCUGGAUAAGCCUGUGCAGGGGUUUGUUAUUGAAGGCGACCUGUCUGGUAUGGAGCGUGCUGAAUUGCAGGCAGCACUCAGUGACACUGCGUUGCAGGGCAUCCUUUCAACCAGACUGGAUGCCAUUGUAUCCCGGGUUCAGAGUUUGCACUGGGCGAAAGACAUCAGCAUCCGCCGGGCCUGGCCUGACCGCUUUGUUGUGACACUACACAAAGCCGCACCUGUUGCGCGUUGGGGGGAUAGUCAAUAUGUGUCUGCGUAUGGCGAUCUGCUUGAGUUACCAGAUGUCUACCCCGGGCUGCCGCAUUUCAUGGUAGAGGUCAGUAAUCCUCAGGAAGCAAUGCAGACUUAUCGCCUGCUGGACCAGAUUGCGGCUCGGGAAUCCCUUGCCAUCAGCCGUCUUGCUCAGAAUAGCCAGGGUGAAUGGAGCGUAGAAUUAUCGAAGGGGCCGCGAGUGUUGCUUGGCGCGCAGCAGAUAAACGAGCGCAUGCACCGAUUUUUACUGGUAUAUCGCCGAGUGCUCAGCGCUGGGGAUAAGCCCGCGGAAUAUGUUGAUGCCCGUUACGCCAAUGGCGUAGCCGUGCGCUAUGUCCCGGAACAGCAAACAAAUAAUGAAUCUCUGUUGGUUGCGGAUGCAGAUGCUGCAGCUUAUCUACAAAGAAUUGUCGGGCUUGAUAUAGGCACCAAUAAGGUUGCCGCAAUAGUCGCUGAAGUUAACCGUGAUGGUGAGCUGGAGAUUAUCGGGAUCGGCACGCACAACUCGCGCGGUCUAAAGAAAGGCGUGGUCGUCAAUAUUGAAUCCACAGUUCAGUCGAUUCAGCGCGCCAUCGAAGAAGCAGAGCUUAUGGCGGGUUGCACCAUCGAAAGUGUCUAUGCCGGAAUUGCUGGCAGUCAUAUCCGGUCUUUGAAUUCCCAUGGCAUUGUCGCGAUUCGUGAUCGGGAAGUGUAUGCCCAGGAUGUUGAACGCGUGAUAGAUGCAGCACAGGCCAUGGCCAUUCCUGCAGAUCAGAAAAUACUGCAUGUGCUGCCACAGGAAUACGUCAUAGAUACUCAGGAAGGCGUAAAAGAGCCGUUAGGUAUGUCAGGGGUGCGUCUGGAAGCAAAAGUGCACAUGGUCACCUGUGCGGUAAAUGCUGCGCAGAAUAUAGAAAAAUGUAUUGAGCGUUGCGGCCUAAGCGUUAACGACAUCAUUCUGGAGCAGCUUGCGUCCAGUUAUUCAAUUCUGACCGAUGACGAGCGUGAGCUGGGUGUCUGUCUGGUAGACAUUGGUGGCGGUACAACUGAUAUCGCGGUGUUUACUGGAGGUGCUAUCCGUCAUACCGCCGUUAUUCCUAUUGCCGGCGAUCAGGUAACCAAUGACAUUGCGAUGGCUCUGCGCACACCUACGCAGAACGCGGAAGAUAUAAAAAUAAAGUAUGCCUGUGCGUUAACCCAGUUGGCUCGUGCUGAUGAAGUUAUCAACGUGCCUGGGGUGGGGGACAAGCCCUCCAGGGAGUUGUCCAGGCAGGCUCUUGCGGAGGUGGUCGAGCCACGCUAUGACGAAUUGUUUACGUUGAUUCAGGCAGAGCUGCGGCGCAGCGGCUUUGAGGAUUUGAUUGCGGCAGGCAUUGUCCUGACAGGCGGUGCUGCAAAAAUGGAAGGUGUGAUUGAGCUUGCGGAAGAGAUAUUCCACAUGCCGGUCAGUCUGGGGUCGCCACGUAAUGUGGCUGGUUUAAAGGACAUCGUACGUAACCCUGUUUAUGCCACGGGCGUAGGUUUGUUGCUGUACGGUCUGGAGCGAGAAAAAGAAAUGCCGGCUCGCGGGAGCGCCCACAAGGGUGGUCUGUUCGGGCGUGCGGUGAUAAAAGUGAUUGGUGUUGGAGGCGGCGGCGGUAAUGCUGUGCAGCAUAUGGUCAGCAGAUGUGUAGACGGUGUUGAUUUUAUUGCUGCCAAUACGGAUGCGCAGGCGCUUAAAAAUCUGGAUGCGCAGACUACACUGCAGAUCGGUAGCGGUAUAACAAAAGGGUUGGGUGCAGGCGCCAACCCUGAUAUCGGUCGUGCCGCGGCAAUAGAGGAUCGCGAGCGGAUCAGUGAAGUGCUUUCCGGUGCAGAUAUGGUAUUCAUAACCGCAGGCAUGGGUGGCGGAACGGGUACUGGUGCCGCGCCGAUAGUGGCUGAAAUUGCGCGUGAAAUGGAUAUUCUGACCGUCGCUGUGGUUACCCGACCUUUCAAUUUUGAAAAGCGCGUGGACGUUGCGGAUAACGGUAUUCGCGAGUUGUCUCAACACGUUGACUCGUUGAUUACUAUCCCCAAUGAAAAGCUGUUAGCCGUUUUGGGUGAGCGAACCAGUAUGCUGGACGCGUUCAGUGCAGCGAAUGACGUUCUGCUGGGUGCCGUGCAGGGUAUUGCAGAUUUGAUUAUUCGUCCCGGCAUGAUCAACGUGGAUUUUGCAGACGUACGUACGGUGAUGUCUGAGAUGGGUAUGGCCAUGAUGGGAACCGGUCGAGCGUCUGGGGAUAAUCGUGCAAGAGAUGCGGCGGAAGCUGCGAUUCGUUCGCCUCUGCUUGAAGAUGUUGAUCUGCAUGGCGCGCGCGGCAUUCUGGUUAACGUGACUGCCGGCCCGGAUCUGAAUAUCGGUGAGUUCACGGAAGUGGGUAGUAUUGUUGAGGACUUUGCAUCCUCCGGUGCUACCGUAGUAGUCGGCACCGUGAUUGAUCCAAGCAUGGGUGAAGAGCUUAAAGUGACCGUUGUAGCGACGGGUCUGGGUGAAGCUGAAGCGCCCAGUGUUGUCAUCGAUAAUACGGUUGCCCCAGCGGCGCUGGACGGUGAACUGAAUUACGACGAUUUUGAACGACCUGCUUAUUCUCGUCAUCAGGGCGCAACCGCACGCGAUCAGCGGACUGAAACUCCGGACAGUCAGAGUAUGGAUUAUCUGGAUAUCCCCGCGUUUUUGCGGCGCCAGGCUGACUGA
This is a messenger RNA of Symbiodinium necroappetens, 11829 nucleotides long. Lineage: Eukaryota; Dinophyceae; Suessiales; Symbiodiniaceae. The record is from the annotation of a GenBank genome assembly.